GUCGCUCGGUCGCCGGUUUGAAACGUCGACGAGCUGUACAGUUUCCUCCCCAUUUUUAUAACGCUCAAGGUUGCUCCUUCGCAGGCACUGUACGUACCAAGGCCAAGCCAUGGGCUGCCGCCGUCGUCCGACCACCACCCUAGUCUUGGUGCUGCUGCUACACCUCUACUAUGCGCCGCGCUGGGCCUUCUCGCUCAGCUUCAGCCUCAACUUCUCCGACGCCGGCGCCGGCUCAUGGAUCGACUUGGAUGGCGACGCAUCCAUCAGCCCACCAAGGCUCGAGCUGACGAAUUCGAAGAACCUCCUGAGCAGCGUCGGCCGGGCGUCGUACGCGCACAAGGUGCCGCUGUGGAACGGCGACACCGGCGAGAUGGCUAGCUUCACCACCAACUUCUCCUUCCAGAUCACUCCGGUGAAGGCCAGCUCCGGCGAAGGGAUGGCCUUCUUCCUCGGCCACUUCCCGUCGGAGAUCCCGCCCCAGAGCGGCGGGGGCGGCCUCGGCCUCCUCCCGGCCUUCACCAACGGGACGGGCCCCACCCGGAUGGUGGCCGUCGAGUUCGACACAGUCGGCAACUCCUACUAUGGCGGCAUCAGCAAGAACCAUGUCGGCAUCGACGUCAACUCCAUGGUUUCCACGGAGUCCACCCCCAUCACGACCAUGCAGAACCUCACGUCGUCCUAUGUCAUGAAGGCAACUGUCACGUACCACAACGUGUCCAAGAUGCUGGCCGUUGAUCUCCUCAUCGACGAUGCCCUGUUCCAGGUCAAUGCCACCGUCGAUCUGAGCACACAGCUGCCGGAGGAGGUCGCCGUCGGCUUAUCGGCGGCCACCGGCAACGCCUCCGAGCUGCACCGGAUACUCUCGUGGUCAUUCAGUUCCACUCUACCUCCUCUUCCGACCAGGAAUAACAACAAAAAGUUGGUAGUGAUCCUGUCAUCCGUACUAGUCCCAUUGCUUUCUUUGGUGGUAUGUGUGGCCCUGUUGCUAUGGCGGCGAGACAAUAAAAUGAAGGCAAAUGAGGACGGACAAGAACGGUACGCCCACAGAGCUGACCUCGAGAGAGGUGUGGCUGCCGGCGGCCCCAGGCGGUACACCUACCAUGAGCUGGUUGCCGCAACGAGACACUUCGCGGAGGAGGAGAAGCUCGGGCGAGGCGGCUUCGGGAGCGUUUACCGGGGUCACCUCAUGCUCACACCCUCACCCGCCGACCGCCGUGCGGUGGCGGUAAAGAUGUUGUCGGCGGAGUCGUCGGCGCAGGGGAGAAAGGAGUUCGAGGCUGAGGUGAGGAUCAUCAGCAGACUGAAGCAUCGUAACCUUGUGCAGCUGCUGGGUUGGUGCGACAGCCACAAGGGUCUCUUGCUCGUCUAUGAGCUCGUGGCGGAGGGCAGCCUAGACAGGCACCUCUACAGCAAGGACAAAUGUCUCACAUGGCCACAGAGGUACAAGAUCAUCCUCGGAUUGGGAUCCGCGCUGCACUACCUCCACGGAGAGUGGGAGCAGUGCGUCGUGCAUGGCGACAUCAAGCCCAGCAACAUCAUGCUCGACUCGUCAAUGAGCACCAAACUCGGGGACUUCGGGUUGGCCCGGCUCGUCGACCACGACACGGGGUUGCUGCAAACCACCAAGGCCGUGCUCGGCACAGCCGGCUACAUUGAUCCUGAGUUCGUUAACACGCGCCGGCCGUGCACCGAGUCCGAUGUGUACAGCUUCGGUGUCGUCCUACUUGAGAUCGUCUCCGGCCGGCGGCCGGUGAUGGAGACCGCGGGGAAAUCGUUCACACUGGUCAGGUGGGUGUGGAGCCUCUACGGCAGGAACGCGAUCCUCGACGCGGCCGAUGACCGUCUGAGGGGAGACGAGGCCGACGAGCGGUGGAUGGUGCGGGUGCUCGUCGUCGGGCUCUGGUGCGCGCAUCCGGACCGAAGCGAGCGGCCGUCUGUCGCCCAGGCAAUGCACGUCCUGCAGUCCGACGAGGCGAGGCUGCCGGCGCUCCCGCUCCACAUGUACAGGACUGUGCCGGACACCGUGUCCUCCUCCGGCCCGUACGAGGCUUUCUCCAUUGAGACCUCCAGCUCUAGCUCCGGUUGUGUUCGCUCUUCUUUGGUCAACACCGGCGACACCACUCAUUCCUCCGACUCGUCCUCAAGUGCGUUGCUACGGAACUCCAGGGAUCUAGCUAAUUGAUUAAUGCAGAUUUGUAAGGCUUAAUUAGAUUUUUUUGUUACAUCCACCAUGCAUCGACAGCAACAAUUAUUUUUUGGAAAAGUUGCGGCUAAACCUGAGGCUGCCCGUAAUGGUAGUAUCAUAGGUAGUAUCAUGCAUGCCAACUAAGCAAUUUUGUUGA
This is a messenger RNA of Triticum aestivum (bread wheat), 2342 nucleotides long. RefSeq names its product L-type lectin-domain containing receptor kinase IX.1. The record is from RefSeq and is a predicted model, not a curated record. Gene Ontology annotation, molecular function: protein kinase activity; carbohydrate binding; ATP binding. Bases 110 to 2182 code for a protein of 690 amino acids. Gene Ontology annotation, biological process: protein phosphorylation. The transcript has a single exon. Lineage: Eukaryota; Viridiplantae; Streptophyta; Magnoliopsida; Poales; Poaceae.